ACUUCUCUGAAGCCAGUUCCGUAACGGCUGGACGUGUCUAACGCAGCACGUGUUCGAGGAGUGUGCGCGCGCCUACGGGCAAUUGAGAGCUCGACCGGCGGAGUAAUUUUUCCCCUUCCACCGGCUUCGAUCAGCUAGCGUGGACGUCCACAGAAAGUGUUCCAAACUGAACGGUACUUCGCUGCGGAGGUUCUCGAAGGUUCCAUUCAUUGUCAAAGGUUCCAUUCACCGAGUCAAGAUGAGAACUUCGUGGGUCCUGUUCGCGGUCCUCUUGUUCGCGCUUCACUACGUGUGGUCUCGGCUGCCAUUUGUGCCCGUGCUUGCCCAGUGGUUGGGCACUGCGCUGAUUUUGCUGUGUGCCGCGCACUGCCUGGCUCGUUUCCUCUGGCGUCAGCUGUUCGUCAAGCUCGUUGACGGCGAUGGCAAGGCUGUUCUUAUCACCGGUUGCGACACGGGGUUCGGCAACAUGCUUGCCCGGAAUCUUUCGCAGCAGGGUUUCCUGGUUUUCGCCGGCUGCCUCGACUCCAACAGCGAAGGGGCCAUGGUGCUCAAGAAGUGUCGAAACGUCCGAGUUCUGCAGCUGGACGUCACCAAGGACAGCCAAGUAGACGAGGCCCUUGAAGCGGUCAAGCGUGACCUUGGAUCGAGAGUUCUCUGGGCCGUGGUAGCCAACGCUGGCAUCCCUAACAGCGGCCUUAUUGAAUGGAUGACCAUGGAGAGCAUCGUCCGAGUGUUUGAUGUGAACGUUUUCGGAGUCGUUCGCGUCGCCAAAAAGUUCCUGCCACUGUUGAAGAGAAGCAAAGGACGAGUGGUCAUCGUCACUAGUGUAUACGCAUCGUAUACGUUCCCACUGGCAACUGCGUACUGCAUGAGCAAAUACGCAUCCCUGUCGCUUGUCGAUGGUCUCAGAAGAGAGAUGUACGGCAAAGGAGUCGACGUCAUUGCCAUCGAGCCAACCUUGUUCAAGACUGCCAUCAACGACAACGUCGGUUCCCUCCAGGCCAUCCAGCGAGACUUGAAAAAGCAGGCGCCCGAAGUCGUAGCCGACUACACUGAGGCUGAAGUGAUGAACUGGCUGAAGUCAGCGUCGACCUACUACUCGUACUCCAUGCGUGAGAACCCGCAGGAGGUCGUGGAUCAGAUGAUCUCGGCCGUCAGAGAGACGGACCCGAAGACCUGCUACCCGGCCACUGGUCCCCUCGAGUACGCGUCGCUGUGCCUUCUUAGGAUAUUACCCGAUGAAGCGGUAGAUUACCUGAUCCUCGGUAUUCGUAAACUCAUCAUCUUGCUUUGUUGAGCCUAAAUUUUGUUUUUCCAUACGUGAUGACCCGGCUGCGGUGCCCACAGUCGUUAUGGUAAUCGGUACGGUAUACAGUCCUGUGCAAGAGAAGGUGCGUGGCUGUGGGCUUAAAGACGAAAGCUUUAGAAGUGCCUCAUCAAACUUGAAAAUUGAGCAGCGUCCACGUCGGCGACGUAAAAAGCAGUGAUAAGACAUCAUCGUAGGACGAUGUCACCAUAUCAGGUCGUCAUGAAGUAUCCGAUAGCCAAAAUUCGUUACGUCAUCUGACUUCAUAUAAUGUGACGUCACUUGGUGAUGCGAUCGCAUUACAUAACUGCUUGGUCAAAAGUGGGUACAGUGCCGGAGGUAGUGCAUAACAAAUUCAGGCGUAGAAAGCUUAGUAAUUUGUGCUACCUUGCAGGCAGCGAAAAUAUUCUGGUAAGUGCAGAAAGCUUUAGGAUGGUCGCGCGGGAAGUUCAAUACCUUAACCUGCAUUUGAAAAGACAAAAAAAAACAAGAAAUCAAGAAGGCCUUCGCCAUUGCGUGGAGUGACGAAGAUGCACAAAAGACACUGUGGGGAUUCUUUUACGACUACAACAGAUGUGGUGCUCCACGUCACUACGACACUCUACGAUACACUGCAGUGCAGAAGGUCUCGUGUGAGUUUUCUGGCCACUGAGCCGCACAUGGUAGUUAUUAAAGUGAUAACGCUUAUGUACAAAGAGAAGUACACAGGUACGGAGCACUUCUACUUACACAUUGUAACAAGAGAUCGAAUAUGCUGAUUUCACUCUUCGUGAAUGUUGGACAAUUUUCGUUACUGAUAAUUGUCAUUUAUUUAUUAUUAAACUCUUAUGCAAGUUUUUGUAUGUUAUUCUGUUUUAUUUUAUUGUUUGUAGUCAAGAGUCACAUAUGCGCUUUCUAUUUUGACAUUUCCGCCUUUUUCUGCGUGAAGUUUUGUUAUCUUCCUGGUGAAGGGGCUAGUCAGCUGUUAUGUGGAGUUCUUUUUUUUUUCGCUUCACAGAAAACAACGUAUAUAUCGUAAUAAUAUGUACCGGUCAAGUGGUUGAAUAAAUUAUUAUAUAACAACACUUUGAAUAAUAAAACAGCUGCGAGUGUUAUUCGAUCCAGUA
Messenger RNA from Rhipicephalus microplus (southern cattle tick), 2412 nucleotides. Its product is annotated as dehydrogenase/reductase SDR family member 9. Gene Ontology annotation, cellular component: intracellular membrane-bounded organelle. Gene Ontology annotation, molecular function: oxidoreductase activity. Gene Ontology annotation, biological process: steroid metabolic process. Lineage: Eukaryota; Metazoa; Arthropoda; Arachnida; Ixodida; Ixodidae. The record is from RefSeq and is a predicted model, not a curated record.